AUGGAGUCCAAUCAUAAGGAAGAUUCAAUAAACUCAAGCGAAGAAGUUGAUCAGCCAGAGCAAGAAAACAACGAUGGAGGUGCAGGCCGAUCCUACGAGUGUGUGUUUUGCAAGAGAGGUUUCACAACAGCACAGGCCUUAGGUGGCCAUAUGAAUAUCCAUAGAAAAAAUAGAGCAAAGAACAGGCCUACUUCAAUCAAAUUAAAGGGACAUGAAGAGAAUUACACAAGUCCUUUGUUCUACCAGUCAAUUUCAAGCUACCCUCCUCUUCAUUCGGCAGCUCAGGAAUCACUGAUGAAUUAUCGAACAUAUUUCCCAGCAUCUACAUCAAAUACAACGACCUUGUUUGAAAACCAUUGUAGUAAUUUUCAUGAUUGCGGCCCACAGCGCUUACCAUUUGGAGAGGAUUGUAGCAUGAGCUUGAGCUUGAGGUUUGGUUCAGCAUAUGCACAAGAUAUGGAGAAUAAGGUACGAGGUGGAAGUGCAGAAGAUGAAUUGAAUUUGGAGCUUCAGCUAGGUCACAAUCCGUAG
Ilex paraguariensis (yerba mate) is the source of this 531-nucleotide messenger RNA. NCBI's taxonomy places the organism in Eukaryota, Viridiplantae, Streptophyta, Magnoliopsida, Aquifoliales, Aquifoliaceae. The record is from the annotation of a GenBank genome assembly.